UGUAUAAAUAACAUAAUUAAAUAGAUGUAGAAAAAAUGUCAUUUUAUUAUAUAAUUUAUUUAUUGUUGCAUAGAUCUAUACUAUGCAUUUGUUUUAAUUAAUAUACGCAAAUACCAUAUGAAAAAGAAUGCAACGCGAAGCAAAAAAAAUCUCAGCUAAGAGAAAUGAAUUGGAUGAUGAACAUGUUAAGUCCAGAAAUAAAAUUUUAGAAGCUUUGAAACAGGUACAAAAUUAUGAUACAAGUCAAAACUCUUAUGAUUCUGAUCGUACUUAUUUUAGUGUCACACAUACAGAUGAAGAAAUAUGUUCUCCUGUAUUAGAAGACUUAUUGAUAGAGUUAAAUAUAUCAAGACUGGAGAAACAAUUGCGUGCAGAAAAGAAUGAUUUAUUUCACUCAAUUUGCUCUUACUGUAGAAAUAUUUUUGAAAUACCAAAGAAUUUGAUGAAAUCAGUGGAUAAUACAACACUUAGUCCAUUGACAAAAUGCAAAGCAGAUUUAAGUUUUCUUCAAGCUAUAGUUUGGUUGAAAUCGGUUGCAAUAAGGAUGCGUGAAAUUCCUGUUGAAGAAUAUAACAUGAUAUUUAAUGUAUCUACGAAAGUUCAUAAGCAUAAUGUACAAUCUUUAUCACAUAUGAAUGGUAUUCAUUUACUUAUUUAUACUAUUUUAUCUUCUUUUUAUGUUUUUUUUUCUGUUUUAAUUUUAAAAAGUAGAAUUAUUCAAAAUAAAAAGAACAAAAAUAUUAUAGAUUUAUCCCUUUCUAAGUUGCAAGAAAAUUAUAAGAAAAAAAUGAUCUGCACUAGUCCUAUUCUUUCCAAUAAAGAAUUUAAUAAUAUGGAUUCAUUAAGUUUUAAGUCUUCUAAGCCAUGCUACAAUUUCAAUGGACAUGAUUCAAAAGAAUUGUACAAGGAAAAAGAAAAUUGUACAAAUAGAAAUAAUAUAGAAGAUCAGUUAGAUCCUUUAACUCCUCAAAGGUGGAAUAACUUAUACACAAUAAAUGAAUGUGUACCUGAAAAUCUGAUCAUUCCAGAGUCGGAUGAAGAAUUAACAAUACAUUCAGAGAAUUUGGACAAUAUAUAUGAAGAACAUUUUAUUACACCAGAUUUAAUUAGUUUAAGAAAUGAUUCUUUAAAUUAUGAUGAAAGUAAUAUUUCUGAAAAACACGAUAGUGCAUAUGAUACUUUAAAUAUUGAUCAAGAUUCCAUUGUUUUUUCUAAUAGUAUUAAUGAAAAAAUACAUAACAAAUGUUUACAAAAAAAACGGAAAUUAGAAAUAGAAGAUAUAUCGAGAAAAAGGUCAAAGUAUACGAAAGGAAAUAUUUCGACUGGAUGGGUAAACUUUACUCUUAGAACAUUGGAAACAAAUGAUAUUGUCAUGAAAUCAAUACAAAUAAUUUUAAGGGUUUUUAAAAAUGAGAAUAUUGUUAAAGAAUAUUUAAAACGAAAAUAUUGGAUUGAUACAUUAGAAAAGGAAGCUUUAGAUGCAAUAUUAAAUUUCUCAAAUAUUUUUAGAUUAGAGAUGAAAUCUGAUAUAUGUGGUCGUGUAGUUUUAGAAACCAUAGAAGAUAUAUUAGAAGAAAUAUAUCAAGUUACAAAUUUUAAUAAGACAACAUUACAAAUAUAUCAUAUAUCUAUCAUUUUGGAAUUUUGUAAUUCUCCAUAUAUUUGUAAUGAAAUCAUUGAUUUUCUUAUCAAAAAAUUAGAUGAUGUUCAAAUUACUCUAAAGAAUAUAUUUAAGAAAAAAUUACAUGGCAUUCAUAAUGUAAUUAAUAUAGUACAUCUUAUUUUAUAUGCUUUAAGUAUUUGUUUGCAAAAAUAUACAAUUAUCAUUCAUAAUAACAAAAGUAAUACUGAACACGAUAUUAUACCAUCAGUAACAAAUCUUUGGCUCAAGCAAUGGAAUAUAGAUCAAGUCUUUGAUGAGAAGACAAAAGAACAGAAAAACAUAGAAAAAUGGGCAAAUAGUUUAGAAACUUUUACAAUGACUUAUAUAGAUGAUAUUCCAUUAUUAGCAGAAAAAUCACGACAAUUAUAUCUCAUGUUGGUUACAUAAUAUAUAUAUAUAUAUAUAUAUAU
Vespula pensylvanica (western yellowjacket) is the source of this 2073-nucleotide messenger RNA. RefSeq lists its product as uncharacterized. The transcript is spliced from 4 exons. NCBI's taxonomy places the organism in Eukaryota, Metazoa, Arthropoda, Insecta, Hymenoptera, Vespidae. The record is from RefSeq and is a predicted model, not a curated record. Bases 128 to 2050 code for a protein of 640 amino acids.